Punica granatum (pomegranate) is the source of this 1039-nucleotide messenger RNA. NCBI's taxonomy places the organism in Eukaryota, Viridiplantae, Streptophyta, Magnoliopsida, Myrtales, Lythraceae. The record is from RefSeq and is a predicted model, not a curated record.
GACACUACCUCCUCACCUCUCCACAAUCUCAAAGCCCAAGAAGCCCGCAAAGCCAGAAACACAGAAAUGGCCGCUUCAACCAUGGCGCUCUCCUCCCCCUCCUUCGCCGGCAAGGCGGUCAAGCUCUCCCCAUCAGCCCCCGAGCUCCUCGGCAACGGCCGCGUCAGCAUGAGGAAGAGCACCGCCAAGUCGGUCUCCUCCGGGAGCCCGUGGUACGGCCCCGACAGGGUCAAGUACCUCGGCCCGUUCUCCGGCGAGCCCCCGAGCUACCUCACCGGCGAAUUCCCCGGCGACUAUGGUUGGGACACAGCCGGGCUCUCGGCCGACCCCGAGACCUUCGCCAAGAACCGCGAGCUCGAGGUGAUCCACUGCAGGUGGGCCAUGCUCGGGGCCCUGGGCUGCGUCUUCCCGGAGCUCCUGGCCCGUAACGGAGUCAAGUUCGGCGAGGCCGUUUGGUUCAAGGCCGGCGCCCAGAUUUUCAGCGAGGGCGGGCUUGACUACCUCGGCAACCCGAGCCUGAUCCACGCCCAGAGCAUCCUGGCCAUCUGGGCCUGCCAGGUGAUCCUCAUGGGAGCCGUUGAGGGCUACAGAAUUGCUGGCGGGCCACUCGGUGAGGUCACCGACCCGCUCUAUCCGGGAGGGAGCUUCGACCCGUUGGGACUAGCAGACGACCCCGAGGCCUUCGCCGAGCUCAAGGUGAAGGAGAUCAAGAACGGCAGGCUUGCCAUGUUCUCGAUGUUCGGGUUCUUCGUCCAGGCCAUCGUGACCGGGAAGGGCCCCUUGGAGAACCUGGCCGACCACUUGGCCGACCCCGUCAACAACAACGCCUGGGCCUACGCCACCAAUUUCGUCCCCGGAAAGUGAAAUCUCUUCAUGGAUUAGCGGUUUACCCGUUGGAAAAGGAUUGUGUUUGGCACAUGAUUGUAUCGAUCUGUCUCGUGGACGCGUGAUGUAAUGUAAAUGUCUGCAAAUUAAUGGAGAGGACGAUGUUUCGAGUUUUUUGCAGAAUAUGCAAUGUUAUGUUAUUUGCUUGGUCUUU